AGAAGCUGGCCAUUGUCUGCAACAAAUUCUCGCUUUUAAACAACGUGCUGGAGAAGCCUAAGAGGCCCUUUGCAAAGCAGAGAGUUUUCUCUGCACUGUGUCCUAAAGUGAUCAGCUGGCAUCUGGUACCCAGUGGGAACAGACUGAAGAGGCUGGGAGAAAAGGGCCCCCCCUUGGGUUCCUGGCCAUCUGUGCUGUGUCUGGGUUGCUAGAGAGGGACAGAGAAAAGAAAAGAAAAGAAAGUGGCACCUUUAAAUAGAAAAGGUGGAGAUGGGAGGGAAGGAGGGAGGAGAGGGGGAGAGAGAGAGGAGGACACUGAAGGAAGCAGCAUUGCUUCUGCAGUGACCUCCACCAAGGCUGUAACAUUGGAAAUCCACCACGGCCACUUGCUAUCCCGCGAUGGCACCGGGCGCACGACGCAGCCCCCAAAGCAAACCUCUGGCAUCAGAGGAACUAAGGGGAUAGAGAGGAACUCAGCAGCCCCCCUGCCUUGUUCUUGGAAGGGUUCCCUCCUCCUCCUCUUCUCCUCCCCCCUCCCCAUUUCUCUGCAGCAACAGCAGCCCAUGGAACUGCGGAAGGAGCAGAGCAAAAGGAUGCCCAGCAUUUGAUGAGGAUUCGCAGCCACUGGAACUCUUCUCAGGAAACAUCCCUGGCAAAGGAGGAGGCAGGUGGAAAGGAAAAGAGGUCCUUGGGCUGCGCUCUCCUUCUUCAGUGCUUUAAGAGGCACUAAAACUGCCCUGAAGAGAAAAGAAAUGUGUGGGCUGUGAACUGUUCCCCCGGAGGGAAGCUGGCCAGAUAAACCACAGAGAAAUCCUUGAAAAGGCACCAUCUUGGCCACUGACUGAACUGUGUGUUCCUGACAUGGCCACAACAUUAGAACUACAUUAAGUAGACAAAUCUCUUCUAUUUAAUAGAGUAUUUGGGACUGGAAAUACAAAGAUCAAAGACAAGGGAUUCUGGACCUCCCAAAGAGAGGUCUCACCUGGCAGCAAGGUGUAACUGGUCAGCUGGCCCAACAGAAAGGACACCUUGCCACCAUUUGAUUUGGAGCAGAGUUGGGUAGCUCAAGCUCUGUCUGAACAAGGGAACCAUGCCCUAUACCUGCCUGAUCUGCCCCAGUCUUGGAAGAGAAGGGCUUCCCUGGGAACUGGUAGGGGCCCAGCACGAUUGGGAACCCCACAUCCAACUAGGAUCCGUGUAUCUAUUUGGGGCAGGACACCGUCUCAGUCUCGGGAAAGCUUGACACUGGCCCAAUGAACACCACCACCACCACCCAGAUGAAGCUCAGCAAGAUGGUGGGUUCUGGGCUACCCAUCACGUCCAACCAAAGUCAAUGGAAACCCAACGGCCUAGAGGAGCUCUUGUCCAAUGGGGGGACCACCAACAGCAGUGUUCCGGGAGAGGAGGUCUUCCAACUGCCCACUUUCUCUACUGCAGCCAAAGUCCGCGUUGCCAUAACGGUGGUCCUCUUCUUCUCUUCCGCCUGCUUCAACAUUGCUGUGCUCUGGACUGUCACCCAGAAGUACCAGCGUAGGCCUCACCUCCGGAUUCUCCUCAUGAACUUGGCGGCUGCCGAUCUCCUGGUGACCUUUGUGGUCAUGCCUUUGGAUGCAGCAUGGAAUGUCACUGUCCAGUGGUAUGCCGGUGACCUGGCUUGCCGGUUUCUCAUGUUCCUCAAACUUGUGGCCAUGUACGCCUCAGCCUUCGUUACUGUGGUGAUCAGCCUGGACCGCAGGGCAGCCAUCUUGCACCCGCUCAGCGUCAGUGAGGCCAAGAGGAAGAAUAAGGUCAUGUUGUCUGUAGCCUGGGUCUUGAGUUUGGUUCUGGCGUUACCUCAGGUGUUUGUCUUCCACACUGUCAGCCGGUCUCAGCCCACCUACUUCAUCCAAUGCGCCACCGUAGGGAGCUUCCAGGCUCACUGGCAGGAGACCCUUUACAAUAUGUUCACUUUCUCCUGCCUCUUCCUCCUGCCGCUGCUAAUCAUGGUCCUUUGCUACGCCCGCAUCUUCGUGGAGAUCUCGAGAAAGAUGAAGAAAGCUUGCGCUUCACCAAAGUCCAGGGAGUUCCACCUCCGCCGCUCCUACAACAACAUUCCUCGGGUGCGCAUGCGCACCCUCAAGAUGUCUGCCGUCAUCGUCCUGACUUUCGUCGUCUGCUGGACUCCUUACUACCUGCUCGGCCUGUGGUACUGGUUCUCCCCCGAGAUGCUGACCAGGGAGCAGGUGCCCCCAUCCCUCAGCCACAUUCUCUUCCUCUUUGGCCUCUUCAACGCGUGCCUUGACCCCCUGAUCUACGGCUUCUUCGCUAUGCACUUCCGGGCGGAGAGUGGGCAGGCCUGCUGCUGCCCUCGGAGGGAAAAGGAGAUGGAGGGAGCUUCUGUGCUCACCGGCUCCUUCCGAGCUUCCACCAUCAGCGGGGGAGCUACCAGGCAGCUGAGGGAGCCCAAGAAGCACAAGUCGGAAUCGGCGCUGGCGAGGGUCAAAAAGCUGGGGUUGAAGAGGAAGAAGAUGGCGGAGAGCUUCAUUUGAACAUGUAGAUAAAACAUGGCCCAUUACCUCACUUGCUGGGAUUUGCUUUCACUGCUGGGAGUUGGGUGGAAGGCCGGCACUACUGUUUGGCAAAGUGACGCAGCUGCCUCAUGUGCCAGUUAUUCAGAGGCGGAGGUGUUGGGGGAUGCAGCUGCCAGUCCCAACCAGCCUGCUGUAGAGGGUGCUAUCUUGUCACCAGCACUGGCGUAAUAGACAACUGUCAGCGCAGUCAACUUCUGCACAGGGAAGGUAGGCGACAUCUUGUCCUUUGCUACAGGUGGCAAAUUGUCUUGGUGGCUGGUUGUGGCCUAAUUCGAGCUCUGGAGGAGCUUCCAUGGCAAUAGUCAACACUCCAAAUCUCUGACCAACGAAUACAGAAUAUUUUCUCAAUGAGGCAUCCUCUCUCUUGUCCCUUAUUUCUCUUCUAGUGCUGCAGCUAUGGAAAAGGGCAGUUGCCCAGGAAUAGUAAUAUGGUACAAUCAUAUCUUAUGCGCAUUUAACUUGCCUCCUGAUUUAUGUUGUGCUCUAGGAGGCUUAGAUUGGUCAGAAGCGAGUAUGCACUUUCAGAGUUAACACAAAAUGCAUUACUUCUGGUAAAUGAGCCACCACAGCCGCUAGAGGGUUAUGAAAAUUUGUGUCUUGGGCUUUUGCCCAUGUACUAUCUGAAACCAAAGGGCCGCAUUGGCUGCCAGAUGUGAUUCCCCGCUCUCCUACACUGCUAAAGUAGCCAUCAAUAGCCCUGUCCUCCACGAAUUUGUCCAAACCUCUUCCAGAGCCAUCUAGGUUGGUGGCCAUCCCUGACACCAGUGGGAGUCCCAUAGCUUAACACUGAGCUGCAUAGCUAACCUACAGAAAUGUCAGAUUUAGGGUGGUGAGCUGAGGGGCCGCAGAAUGGAAGGUGAGAGGGCAUGAAAAUAAGAAAUACGUAGUGGGAGGCACCAAAUUUUGUCAUCAAUUUUGCCAUAUUACCAAAGUCCACCGCUGCCUCCAGCUUCUCCUGGGAAUAAAAUGCCUGGAGGCUUUGCCCUUU
Molecule: messenger RNA, 3558 nt
Organism: Podarcis muralis (Common wall lizard)
Lineage: Eukaryota; Metazoa; Chordata; Lepidosauria; Squamata; Lacertidae
Source: RefSeq, a predicted model, not a curated record